This is a messenger RNA of Neodiprion fabricii, 2508 nucleotides long. RefSeq names its product fas-associated death domain protein (gene Fadd). Gene Ontology annotation, biological process: signal transduction. NCBI's taxonomy places the organism in Eukaryota, Metazoa, Arthropoda, Insecta, Hymenoptera, Diprionidae. Gene Ontology annotation, molecular function: protein binding. The transcript has 3 exons. The record is from RefSeq and is a predicted model, not a curated record. Bases 1 to 825 code for a protein of 274 amino acids.
AUGGAGCAGUACGAACAGUACAUAGCACUUAGAAAAGAAUUUCUUAGUGAAGCAAAACUUUAUCUAACACGAUCAGAUGUGAUUGCAUUAAAAAUUCGUCAUCAGCAAGCCAUAAAUUCUGUAAGGACAUAUGAGUCUAUUGAAAAUAUUGAACAGCUAGUCAGAGUUCUUGAGAAAAGAGGGGUGAUCCGUUAUGACAAAAUACAACUGUUGAAGAAUAUUGCUCAAAACUUUCCCCAUCAUUCUAUGAUUAACACAAAAUUUAAUAAGUACAUGGCUUGGCUGGAAAACUAUACUCCAUAUCCACCAGAAACCAAUUUGUACCAAUGUUCGAACGUGCAUUAUAUACCUGAACCAUCUGCGCCGCCCUCACAAGUCGUUAAUCCUGGUUUUGCCGAAGGAUCUAGAAUUCCAUAUGCCAGGAACGAUCCGAACAAAGAAACUGAAAUACGAAACACUCCAGACAGACAAAAUUAUCAAUGGUAUCCAUCCACGUCUGAAUCUGUAAUGUAUCCUUCAUAUUCACAAACUCAGCCAGAAAACCAACAGAAAAUUAUGUAUAUGGUGUUCAACAGAGUGAGUGAAGCAUUAGGCAAAUCAUGGCGUGAUGUGGCCAGAUAUCUCGAUGUCAGGGAGGGUGACAUCGACCGUAUUGACACGCAGUUCAAUUCUGAUUCUAAAGAAAAGGCCUUCGCAGCAUUGAAAAUGUUUGCUGCUAAAAGUGAUUUGUCUUACUGGUCGAUGAACUUGAAGAAUGCGUUAGAAAAGGCAAGACGUAAGGAUCUCAGAAACCUGGUCGACGAUCUACUAACUCGGAAAUAUUGAACAUCGUAGAGACAGAGCAGUUGUACGUGUGUUUCUUCUGUAUUAAGUUGCAUAUAGUUUCAGCAUAAUACUUCUUUCAAACACAAAAAGACUCCGAUGAGCGAAAUUUUUCACGCUGUAAAUAAUGAUAUUUUUCUGAUCCAUAUGGGUAUUGUAAUAAUAGCUAUGUCUAAAACCGUGUGCUCGAUAUUUUUGUUUUUAUCUUGAUAUGUAAUGUUGGCGUAUGUAAGUAUGGUACAAACGAAUAUUUGGCCUACUGAGGAUAUAUUACGAUAAUAUGUGUACAUUUACGUCUACGUAAUAAUGUAAAUCCGGACUGUGCUUUUUUUUCUUUCACACGUUUAUUAUCAACAAAUUGUUGAAUAUUUAUCUGCGUAUAUUUUUAGUUUCACGUCCAAAUACAUAGUAUAUUCGCAUAGUGACAAAUUCAGAAGCAGGUAACAGAAAAUGAAGUAUAAUGUAACAGUUUUAACAGGGAAGUAAACAGUAAAUAAAUUGACAAGGCAACAUUUAUAAUUGGCAUGCUGUAUUACAUACGCUGACAAUUUUCAUAACAUAGUAGUUCACUGAAAAAUAAAGAUAUAUUCUCUAUCGUUACCAGUUUCAAGCAGAUUCGUAUAGUAUAAAUGGAAGUGAAAAUGCAACUAAACUAGUAAUGGACUGAGAAAUUAUUUUGCUUUUGCUGGCUGCUGCAUUUCGGUUAUUUAUGUAUUUCAGUUCUGAGUGGAAGAUUCCUGUUAAAUUCUUUUGAUUCGAAAAUUUCUAAACCACUAAUUUUAGGUAGUAAUUAGAUAAUUAUUUCACGAAUCCUAUUAUACAUCAGGGAGGGUAUAUAACAAAGGAUUGUGAGAAAAGAAUAACUUUAUUCCACAUAUGACUUGACUAUACCUUUGUGUACAGAUUCUUUCACAUAUUCUUAUAAAAGAAAAAUUAUAUAUAUAGGGAAAAAAAAUACAGCAGCCUGCGCUAAUGUCCUCUGGGUAAAUAACUGUGAGAACAAGUUAUAUAUAUCAAUGUAAAAUUUUAUACUAACAAAUCUUGCAUUUAGUUAUAUAAUAACUCAUUUAUUAACCAUCACUCAGUCGCGUAUUAUGAGAGGAAACAUGAUUACGUCAACAUAAUUUUUGGAGGGCGCAAUAGGGGAAGGGACUGCUUAUUUCUUUGCUCAGCCAUUCACUAGUUCUGUACAUGUGUAUAUUCCUCUCCUGAAUACAGACAGUUGAAUUCAGAUGAUCCAUAAAUAUAUCUAUUAGAUAAUUUGCUUUGCAAUUAUUUGUUAUUCGAAUGGUUGGGGUCAGGAAAUGUGAGGAUGAUGUAUAGUAAUAAUAGAAAAGGGCUGUGGUUAAACCGAAUAAGUGUUCUUCGUGACGCUUCCUGCUUUAGCCAUGGUGUCUUUAUGAAUUUGGUAGCCUAUUUGCACCCUUGGUGCAAUCCGCAGUCUUUCCUUUAGUUUGCGCCUGCAAUAAUAAUAUUAAAGGUUAUACGGCACAUUAAGGAAAACUGCAGUUUCCAAUUCUGGUUUAAUUAGAAAAAUAUCUUACCCGAUUUCCAAUACGCUUUGACCCCUGUUUGCAUCUGCUGUCCAUACACCAAUUUUGUCACCUUUUGGUCUUACGUUGACCACAGCUCCACAUACAUCAUCAGAGAACUCGUUAAAUGCUUCACCAAUCAUACAGAGAAGAA